AUGGAUCACACUUUCCUGCCUCGUUCCAUCUGGACCGGUGACAGUAAAUUCCUCCAGCAUCCGGCGGACCUCUACACCAGUGUGCUCGUUACGCGCAGCAUCCCUGCAGGCACGUGCUUUGGUCCAUGUGUGCUCCAAAACACCUUCUACGAGACCAUCGCCUUCAUAGCGCAGAAAUCAUGCGACAGGAGAGCUAAAUCAUAUGUGUUCAGGGUGGACCCCGAGGCCAUGCGCAAUUCUGCGCUGGUGCUGUCCUGGCUGCGGCUCGUACAGGCUGCGCGCAAUGGAGAGGAACAGAACACAGAGGCCUUUCUGAAAGCGGGUCAGCUGUAUGUGCGGACCAUCCGGGACAUCCGGCAGGAGGAAGAGCUGCUGGUGUGGUACGACCAGGAGCUGUCUCACCUACUGGGCUUCACAGACAUGAUGACCGGGGGAUCAAGUGAAGAGUUCAAAUGUGGAAGAUGUAACCAGGUUUUUGAGAAUGAGAAUCCUUUCCUCGCUCACUGCCGAUUCCUGUGCACUCAAGUAAAGACUGACACCUGGAGCCGCGAGAUGUACGAGCACAAGCAUGUGGAAAUUAAGAGGCAACGCCGAGUGACAGAUUUCCACAACAUCGCCAGAGAUUUGGAACACAAAAAAUCGGGCAGCAACGAGGAUGCGGAGAUUUUCCCCAAGAGAAGGAAACACGAGGACACUCUCUAUCCCAGGGGGCGGAAAACGGUUCUGUUGGAAAAAACAAAUAUUUCCAACGAUGACAAUAUUACACCGCUGAUUAAAGGCUACGACCAAUCAGCAGGAGAGGCAUCUUCCUCUGUGGGGAAACUGAAAUCUGAUAAGAUUAAACCGGAUAAUUUGGGAUAUAAGAAUGACGGCUUUACGCACGACAGAGAGAUGCAAACAGGCGAGAGCUCUGGUUUGCACUCAAGCAGCAGCAGUGCAUUUUCUCUGGUCCUGUCCAACAAUCGGGGGGAGCAGAAAAGCGCUUUCUGUAAACCAAGUAAAAGAACUUCCCCUAUUGACCCCGAGGCGCACCUCAUCAGUGCUUCAACAGCCCCCCCUCGGCGCUUAGAGGAGAUGACUGACUCCUUCACCUCCAGGACUCUUAUGGGAUACAACAAUCUGAUGGCAUCCAACAUCCUGAGCAGUGAGUUGCAUACCGUGCCCUCCCCGGUGGCAUUAAACAAUGCUUUCCAUUACGCACCGGAGCACUGGUCCAGGAGCAUUGGCGCUCAGUUGCAGAACACAUCUUCUCUCACGAUCCUCCCGCCGACGUUCACCUCAUUCGGCGUGUCGGUGCAGAACUGGUGCGCCAAGUGCAACCUGUCCUUCCGCAUGACCUCCGACCUCGUUUUCCACAUGCGCUCUCAUCACAAGAAGGAGUUCGCGGCGGAGUCCCACGUGAGGAGGAGGAGAGAGGAGAAACUCACCUGCCCGAUCUGCCACGAAUACUUCCGGGAGCGACACCACCUGUCCAGACACAUGACUUCUCAUAACUGA
Cyclopterus lumpus (lumpfish) is the source of this 1497-nucleotide messenger RNA. RefSeq names its product PR domain containing 8 (gene znf488). Gene Ontology annotation, molecular function: protein binding. Gene Ontology annotation, cellular component: nucleus. NCBI's taxonomy places the organism in Eukaryota, Metazoa, Chordata, Actinopteri, Perciformes, Cyclopteridae. Gene Ontology annotation, biological process: regulation of DNA-templated transcription. The record is from RefSeq and is a predicted model, not a curated record. The transcript has 3 exons. The coding region runs from base 1 to 1497 and encodes 498 amino acids.